Arachis duranensis is the source of this 906-nucleotide messenger RNA. RefSeq names its product hevamine-A-like. Gene Ontology annotation, biological process: carbohydrate metabolic process. The record is from RefSeq and is a predicted model, not a curated record. Gene Ontology annotation, cellular component: extracellular region. Bases 1 to 906 code for a protein of 301 amino acids. The transcript has a single exon. Lineage: Eukaryota; Viridiplantae; Streptophyta; Magnoliopsida; Fabales; Fabaceae. Gene Ontology annotation, molecular function: chitinase activity.
AUGGCUUCAAAUUUGAUAAUUGUAAUUGCACUCCUAUCAUUCUUUCUGCCAACUAUUAUAGCAAUAAGCUCAAAUAAUGCAGGUGGAAUUGCCAUCUACUGGGGUCAACGUGGAGAUGAGGGAACCUUGGAAGAAACUUGUGCGUCCGGGAACUAUGCAUUUGUGAACAUAGCUUUCCUAUCUGCAUUUGGGAACGGCACAAAUCCAGUUUUGAAUCUUGCUGGCCAUUGUGACGCCCACACCGGUCAAUGCACUGUUUUGAGUUCUGAUAUCAAGUCAUGUCAAGCCAAGAACAUCAAGGUCAUGCUUUCCAUUGGAGGAGCUACCUUCCAAAACUACACACUCACUUCAAGCGUGGAUGCAGGCCAGGUAGCAGCAUACUUGUGGAACAACUUCUUGGGUGGACAAUCUUCUUUGCGGCCGCUAGGGGAUGCUGUCCUGGAUGGAAUUGAUUUCGUUAUUGAGGGCGGGCAAUACCAUUACUGGGACGAUCUUGCCAAAAACCUCUCCAGUUACAACAACCAAAGCAAGAAAGUGUACCUAACUGCUGCACCACAAUGUCCUUUCCCUGAUACUUGUCUUGGAACUGCUCUCAGCACUGGCCUAUUUGACUAUGUUUGGGUUCAAUUCUAUAACAACCAUCAAUGUGAGUACAAUAAAGGAAAUAUAACCGGUCUUCAAGAUUAUUGGGGAAUUUGGACUUCAAAUAUCCAUGCAGAUAUGAUUUUCUUAGGGCUACCUGCUGCAAUUAAUGCUUCUAUUACCGGCUUUAUCCCUCCGGCAAAUCUAACUUCAGAAGUUCUUCCAAUAGUCAAGAAUUCAACUAAAUAUGGAGGAGUUAUGCUGUGGUCCAGAUAUUGGGAUAAACUCACAAACUACAGCUCUUUCAUCAAAAGUUAUGUUUGA